UGAAAAUUUGAAUACCUCGCAAGCAAGUGGUGGUGUUCGUUGUAGGCGUGGUGCUACAAAAUGAACAAGUUUGUGAAAAUAACAUCAACUAGCAAUAAAAAAAAUGACGACGAUGGACAGCAUGCAACAAAGCGCAAAAGAGAAACAUCGAUGGUUUGGCAGGUAUUUAAAAAAUGCAAAGAUAGCAAUACGGCGAUUUGCAACCAGUGCGGUAAGCAGUACAAAACUGGUGGAAAUACCACUAACCCCAUGGAUCACCUGAAGCGUAUUCAUCCUGCGCUACUAAAAGAGCAACCUCUAGAAAAGGAAAAAAGUUUGACAAAGUUCCUAGAGCGUGACACCCUUUACUCAAAUACGUCAGAAAAAAAAACGCAUUGACAAGCUUGUAUUAAAUAUGGUCGCGUCCGAUGUCUUGCCAUUAAAUGUGGUUAAUAAUGUAAGGUUAACAAGGUUGAUUCAUGAGCUUGAUCCACGUUACAAAAUGCCUAGUACGACUCACUUGCGAAACGUACUGUUAAAAAAUGAAUACAACAAUUU
Messenger RNA from Drosophila bipectinata, 537 nucleotides. The record is from RefSeq and is a predicted model, not a curated record. NCBI's taxonomy places the organism in Eukaryota, Metazoa, Arthropoda, Insecta, Diptera, Drosophilidae.